AUGUCGCUCUGGCUGUCAUCCCUCCCUCGAGCUGUCAGUUGACAGUGCAACACCGAGCCGAAAGCAUCGUAGGAAAGAACACAGAUUUGAUCAACCGUAGAUUUUAGAUUUAUCCUCUUUGGUACUGUCAUAUUUCGAGGCUGACCAACGAACGCGUAGGAGGGAGAAAAACCAAAAGGACUGAAUAGCUAUUUUAGCGAGCUAGCUUAGCUAGCAAGCUAACGACCGUUAGCUUUGGGCAGUGCUGCCACUACUCUGCUAAAGCUAACGUUAGCUAAGGUAGGAGUGUGCAGUACCAGUAGGCAGGCGAUCUGCGAUGGCAUUUUAGUGUGGUUGGUUGUAAAAAAUUAAUGGUGAGGCUGCAUGAAAAUUUGUAUUUUAUUUGACCAUUGCGGUGCUAGCUACGCUUUUGCUUCCUAAAUGUUUUGCCUGGAUGCGUUCAGUCAGUUGGGUGUUUAGCCAGUAAGCAAUGCUAACGACGUCGGCUCAGUGAGGCUGUCGUGUCGGGGGUGAGGAGUUUGAGGAAGGAAGAGGUGACUUACGAUGUUGGAGGGAAGUGUUGGGUUAACGAGUUAGUGGUGCGUUAGCUGACAGUGAAGGAAAUAACGUUACUUUUUUACAAUACAUUAUCAACGACCGUAAUUUCGUUAGCCAGCUAACUAAACGCUAAGGCAAAUUGGAGUAGCUAGGUAAUACUGUUGUUUUCGGAUUGCUCGCUAGCUAAAUGCAGAGUAAGGGUGAUCAUUGAGAGGCUACUCUCCCAGCUCCAUAAAUAACUGUCACUGAGUGAUAUCCAGCCGAUUUCACAUUACUAAAGAUGGCUACAGCGAGCAGCAUUGCCGCAUCUAUUGCGAGCAAGACGAAGACGAAGAAGAAACACUUCGUGGCUCAAAAAGUGAAGCUGUUCCGAGCCAGUGACCCUCUGCUCAGCGUCCUUAUGUGGGGAGUCAACCAUUCGAUCAAUGAGUUGAGCCAUGUUCAGAUCCCUAUCAUGCUGAUGCCUGAUGACUUCAAGGCCUAUUCCAAGAUCAAGGUGGACAAUCACCUCUUCAACAAGGAGAACAUGCCGAGCCAUUUCAAGUUUAAGGAGUACUGUCCUCUGGUGUUCCGCAACCUUAGAGAACGGUUUGGCAUCGACGACCAGGAUUUCCAGAACUCCCUGACCCGUGCGGCUCCGUUGAACAGUGAUUCUCAGGGUCGGAGCGGCGCUCGCUUCCACACCUCCAAUGACAAACGCUAUGUCAUCAAAACCAUCACCAGUGAGGAUGUGGCCGAGAUGCACAACAUCCUCAAGAAGUACCACCAGUUCAUAGUGGAGUGUCAUGGCAACACGCUGCUGCCUCAGUUCCUGGGGAUGUACCGCCUCACGGUGGACGGAGACGAGACCUACAUGAUCGUCACCAGGAACGUCUUCUCCCACCGCCUCUCCGUCUACAAAAAAUAUGACCUCAAGGGCUCCACUGUGGCCAGGGAGGCCAGCGACAAGGAGAAGCAGCCACGCCCUCCUGAGGAUGCGCCCCCGCGGCCCAAAUCUAACGUUCAGCAAAGGCUGCAAACGCUGCGGAUCGCCACACGCUUUUACUGCGCCAUGAAACACGUAAGAGACGCCAAGGAGCUGCCCACCUACAAGGACAACGACUUCAUCAACGAUGGACAGAAGAUCUACAUCGACGAUGACAACAAGAAAAUUUUCCUGGAGAAACUACGUAAAGACGUGGAGUUCCUGGCCCAGUUGAAGCUGAUGGACUACAGUCUGCUGGUGGGGAUCCAUGACGUGGAGCGGGCUGAGCAGGAGGAGGUGGAGAGUGAGGACAACGAGGGGGACGAUGAAGGGGAGAGUGAUGGAGGGAUUGGCACUCCCCCUGACUCCCCCAGUAACACCCUGGACAGCACCAAGCCCCUGUCCCCCGGGGAGUUUGACCCCACCAUAGACGUCUAUGCCAUCAAGAGCAACGACAGUGCUCCUAGGAAGGAGGUGUACUUCAUGGCGGUCAUUGACAUUCUGCAGCAUUAUGAUGCCAAGAAGAAGGCUGCUCAUGCUGCCAAGACCGUCAAACACGGGGCGGGAGCUGAGAUCUCCACGGUGAACCCAGAGCAGUACUCCAAGAGGUUCUACGACUUUAUCACCACCAUUCUCUCAUAGCCCCCAGGGGAAGGGGGGGGAGGAGGACUUAGGGAGAGGAGAUAUGGAGGAAAACAAGUGGAGAGAGGAGAGAAGGGAUGGGUGGGGGGUAUCAUUCUCUUUCUCUCCGUCAGCAGGGGUGUCCCUCUCAGCAGCUAAAACCAUCAUUCGUUUACAUUCAUCUUCUCAUCUGUUGAUUUGAUCUCUGUUACAUUGAACAGGAGAACAGGUGUUCUAGGUUCUAGUCAGUACUUUUUUAUUAACUUGUUUUGUUUACUUUGGGAAUGUUUUUUUUUACUGCCUCUUAACACCAUGUCCUCACCCUGCAUUGUUGUUGUUUUUGUUUGUUGUUUGUUCUGCAUUCCCCGU
Molecule: messenger RNA, 2491 nt
Organism: Coregonus clupeaformis (lake whitefish)
Lineage: Eukaryota; Metazoa; Chordata; Actinopteri; Salmoniformes; Salmonidae
Gene: pip4k2aa
Product: phosphatidylinositol-5-phosphate 4-kinase, type II, alpha a
Exons: 11
Coding region: 818-2143 (441 amino acids)
Biological process (GO): phosphatidylinositol metabolic process
Molecular function (GO): phosphatidylinositol kinase activity
Source: RefSeq, a predicted model, not a curated record